CGACUUUUUAACUCACAGAUAAGACUAAUUCUUACAUGAAGGGACAAAAAUACCCUCCGUCCCCAACUCUAUCGACGCUCUCUCUGCAAAACAAAAAAAAAAGCAACACUUCGGUAGCUCAUCACAACGAACCCCAAAUUUGGACCAUCCAAACUCCGUCGUCGGACCUUAGCCGAACCCGGUCAAAUCGAUCUUCCCCGGCAGCCGGAUCAACGAUUAACCUCUCUCUUGGCAGCAGAUGCUGAGACAUCAUCGCCUAUUUCAUCGGUCUUUAUCUGCCGGGCCUUGUUUUUUCAGAUCUGGAACCAACUUCACAGGAGAUGACCUCCGGAAGACAGUCUAGGGGGUCUCUCGGCGAACUUGAGCGGAAUCGCCACCGAGGAGAAAGAGCUGGAUGUGGACACGGUGGUUUUGGCGAAGCACUUUUGACACAUGUUGUUUGUGGAAGGAUUGCCGGCGUGAUGGUCUCUUUCACAACCAUGAACUCCGUCUCCUCCGGCUCCUUAUCCAUCUUCUGUACCAUUCUACGUCGUGCUGGUCUAAUAUUGGUGUUGCUUUGUUUGCUUAUUGAAGUGCUGAUAGUUUCAAUCCCUCUCCAAUUUCUUUUUUUAUUUUAUCCAAUAGAACACCAGUAACUGCCCAAAUUUCUUUUUCAUUAUUU
Cuscuta epithymum is the source of this 661-nucleotide messenger RNA. NCBI's taxonomy places the organism in Eukaryota, Viridiplantae, Streptophyta, Magnoliopsida, Solanales, Convolvulaceae. The record is from the annotation of a GenBank genome assembly.